Hevea brasiliensis (rubber tree) is the source of this 3016-nucleotide messenger RNA. RefSeq names its product transcription factor bHLH30. The record is from RefSeq and is a predicted model, not a curated record. The transcript is spliced from 2 exons. Lineage: Eukaryota; Viridiplantae; Streptophyta; Magnoliopsida; Malpighiales; Euphorbiaceae. The coding region runs from base 690 to 1751 and encodes 353 amino acids. Gene Ontology annotation, molecular function: protein dimerization activity; DNA-binding transcription factor activity. Gene Ontology annotation, biological process: regulation of DNA-templated transcription.
AAAUAAGAAUGAACAAAAAGUUAUCGACCCCCACCUCCUGAUAGCUACAUGGAUAUAUAGAGAAUGCCGGAAGAAGAAAGGAAAGGCGACUAGUACUAGCAGGCUCUCUAUCUAUAUAUUCAGAAUGGUGGGAGAGAGAAAGCGAGGAAGGGAUGCAGAUCAGCACAAAAGCAGAUAGCAAGGGGAAAAAAAACAACAAAGGAAACCAAAAAGAUAAACCAACAUAGCGCCAAACGAAAGGGAAAGCUUAGUUGAAGCAUAGUAUAAAAGGGGUCAUCAGUCAUCACCCACAAAGGCUGUGUGGCAGAAGAAAAAACCUACCCAAGUGAAAGAGAUUGGAAGAGAGACUCUUUAGAAUUCACACAAGUCCAACCCGUUUCUUUCUUUGGCUUUACUUCCACUACCCACAAGAGAUAGAGUAUAGAGCACUGAAAAGUCUAUCCUUCCAUCUUAUAUAACUACAUAUCAAACCAAAGUCUGACUCUCCUAAUAUUAUCUCUUUUUGCUUCUUAUUCCCUUUCCAUUCUUCUCCCUCUAUACGACAAGCAUAACCUAGUUUCCACAUCCUUCUUUUUUCUCUCACAAUUCUUCCUUCUUUCUCAUCAAGAAGUAAGGGGAUCAAUAUACGGAAACACCCUCAAAGCUCUAGAAUUUCAAUCGCAAGUUUUUGUCCAAAGAGGAAGAGGGAGAUGUGUGGAUUCAAAGAAGAAGAUCAGGGAGAGUGUUCUCAAACCAUCCAUAACUUCCAAGGCUACCAAGAACAGUUACUUCUCCAACAUCACCAACAAAUGCAACAGCAACAACAGCAGCAAAGCAAUGACAUCUAUGGAGGAGCUAGAGGAUCCGGGUUGAUUUUUCCUGAAGUUUCACCAAUCUUACCAUGGUCUCUUCCUCCAGUCCACUCUUUCAACCCGGACCACUUCUCCUCUCACCCUGUUCGUGACCACGACCAAUUUCUUAUCCCUCCUCCAGUACCAUCAUCAUAUGGGAGUCUCUUCAACAGAAGAGCUCCUGCCCUGCAGUUUGCAUAUGAUGGUUCGUCAAGUGAUCAUCUUAGAAUCAUAUCUGAAACUCUUGGACCGGUGGUCCAACCCGGUUCAGCUCCCUUUGGGUUGCAAGCUGAGCUGGGGAAGAUGACUGCUCAAGAAAUAAUGGAUGCUAAGGCUCUUGCUGCUUCAAAGAGUCACAGUGAGGCCGAGAGGAGGAGAAGAGAGAGAAUCAACAACCAUCUUGCAAAGCUACGUAGCCUAUUACCAAGCACAACCAAGACGGACAAAGCUUCACUGCUUGCAGAGGUUAUCCAACACGUUAAAGAGCUAAAACGUCAGACUUCUUUGAUCGCCGAAACAAGUCCAGUACCUACAGAAAUUGAUGAGCUAACAUUGGAUACAUCCGAUGAAGAUGGUAAAUUUGUGAUCAAAGCUUCACUUUGCUGCGAAGACAGGUCUGAUCUUUUGCCUGACCUAAUAAAGUCCUUGAAAGCGUUACGCUUAAGAACACUAAAAGCUGAGAUUACAACACUUGGUGGGCGUGUGAAGAAUGUUUUGUUCAUCACUGGAGAAGAAGAUUCUUCAAGUAACAGCAAUGAGCAGCAACAGCAGCAGCAACUACCAUAUUCUAUAAGUUCCAUCCAAGAAGCAUUGAAAGCUGUUAUGGAGAAGACCGGCGGUGAUGUGUCUUCUUCAGGGAGUGUUAAGAGACAAAGAACCAAUAUCAAUAUCCUUGAACAACAACAACACAGGUCUCUAUAAUUUUCUAAGAAUACCUCACUCUUCUCCUUCCUUUUUUUUCUUGGUAUUCUUCUCCUUUUCUUUUUCACUUUGCUUGUGGGUGUGUCUUUUUUGGUGUGUUUUUGUGUAAUUUUUCGCCAGUGAACAGAGACGGGUAAUCAUGGUGUGUUUUGUGUACUUACAUCACUCCAAAAUACUAUUUAGGAAAUGUAGGGUGAGAGAUAUGGAUUGUGGUUGGUAUUUCUUGGUGGGAUUCCCUUCUCAUUUUGGUGUGCAUUAUUCGGGUUUGGUUGUGCACACAAGAGAUUGGUGAGAGAGACAGAGAGAGAGAGAGAGAGGGGGGGUGGGCAUGCAGUACACUAGUAGACAAGAAAGAAAGUGCAGAGAUCAGAGGAGAAGAAGAAGAGCAAAGCAGUCCACAUUUUCUAUGUUAGGUUUUGAUAUAAGGUUUCUCUUCUCACGAAAAAAGAUUUUUCCCAUGAAAAACAAUCCAAACUAUACUAUUUUCCUGUCUUUCUCUAGUCAGUUUGGCGGAAUUUAUGGAUCAUCAUAUUCAUAAUAUCAUUGGUGACGAUGUUGUUCUCGUCAUGUGCUUGCUAUGUCCCCACCCACCACCAUCUCUCCAUCUUCUUCUUCUCUUUGAUUAUCAGUACAAUGUUGUUCCACUCUUCAUCAAUUGCCAGUUCUUUUUUAAAAAACCAAAAAAAAAAAAAAAAACGAGAGAAAAAAAAGCCUAAUGAGGUAUGCAUGUUUCGUGGAUCACAAAAGUUUCUGAUGAAUUAAUUAGUAUGAAAAAUUAUUGGAUAAAUUUGCAGUAUAAGUGAAUCUCUUCAUAAAUUAUAAAGAUUAAUUAAUCUUAUACAAAUGAAUCAGUAUUAGUGUAUAUGUAUUUUAUAAUCUAUGGUCUGAUAUCAUUUAGGGAAAGUAGAUGUAUUUUGAGUCUCAUUAUAUAUUUUAUAUUUUAAAUACAUAAUAAAUCAUGUUUAUAUAAGAAAAAUAUAUAUAUCAAAUAUGUAUAACUUUUUUCCUCCUAUCUCUUGCCAUUUUUAAAAGAAAAAAAAUUCUAUUUUCUUUUGUAUUUAUUGUUUAGCCUAACUUGGUAUAGUGGUUAAAAUUAUAUUAUUUAUUUAAUCAUAUUUAAAUUUCCACUUUCUCAAUUUUUUAUUAAAAAAAAGUCAUAUAUAAAGCCAAAUUUGCAACACAGGUGUUGUUUAAUUCCACAUUUGUUUCAGCUCCCUAUAACUGAAAUUUUAAUAUUAAUUUCAAGUGUGAAUAUUAUUUAGGCA